AUCAUGUGAAUGAAUUGAAGUGUUUCACAUUUUAGUGAUUUUUGCAAAGUGUCCUAUGCCGAGAUGGGCAGAUUUUUUUUGAGGAAUGAGAACUCCUCUCAUCUGCAUCAAAAGCAGUAAGAAAACACAAUCAGCAUUGUGCAAUGAGGGCUGAAGAUAGCAGCACAUCCCAUCUGUCUGUGUGUAUUUGUUUUUACACAUCAGUGGCUUUUAGAAGGCAGAAGAAAUGGAUUGUAACAGCCGAAAGCUUGAUUAUAGCCACUGAAGAACUAACAGACAAGAUGAAAGCCUUUGUGGAGAAAUAUGAACAAAAUGCUGACGGGAAAAUAGGUAUCAUUGAGCUGGUUCAAAUACUACCUACAGAGGAAAACUUCUUGCUAUUUUUCAGGCAACAGCUGAAAUCCUGUGCAGAAUUUAUGGAGGCUUGGAGAAAUUAUGAUGCUGAUCACAGUGGAUACAUCGAAGCUGACGAACUCAAGAAUUUUUUAAAAGACCUGCUUCAGAGGGCUAAAAAACCAUAUGAUGAGAAGAAACUAGAGGAGUACACACUAACUACGCUGAAAAUAUUUGAUUCUAAUAAAGAUGGGAAAUUGUGUCUGUCAGAAAUGGCACGGCUUUUACCGGACCAGGAGAAUUUUUUACUAAAAUUUCAGGGGGUAAAAAUGGCCAGAAAAGAGUUCAACAAGAUCUUUGAGUUAUAUGAUCAGGACAGGAAUGGUUACAUGGACGAAAAUGAGCUUGACGCCCUCCUUAAAGACCUUUGUGAAAAAAAUAACAAGGUUCUUGAAGUCAGCAAAAUCCCGACGUAUAAGAGCGCCAUCAUGGCUCUGUCUGAUGGAGGCAAGCUCUACAGAACAGAGUUAGCGCUGGUGUUGUGCGCAGAGGAGAUGUGAACGGCUCCGUCUGUACUCACACCAUCCCAGAACCCCGUCCUCAGCACACCUGUGAUGCGUAAAGUAGCUAGAACCCUCUUACGUUCUUUCAUUUUGAAUAUGUAUUUCACAUAGAAAGGCAACCCAGUGGUACAUACUUUUCAAUUUGUUGUUUCUAUACUGUUUCUAAGUGUACAGAUUUUUUUAACAAUGGCACACAUACGAUACUUACAAGCUACACUCCAUACACAAACACAAUUCCUUCAACAAAAGAAGAAACCCUAACAUACUACCGUAUCCCCAUCUCAAUUCAAUACCAAAAUACCUAUUCAGUAAGUAUUGAAUAUCAUAGACAAAAGCAAUAAUGUCCUCAAAGAAUGCUUUUGGUGGGAUCGAUCGUAUAAAACUCCAAAAGACUGCAUUUACUUUUGCGAUGCAUGUUUGUAGCUGACGGCAGGCCCUGCUAGUGGGGUAUUUUUGACUGCAAGCACAUGCCAAAUGUAAUGCAUCGCCCCAGUCCUGUCUCUAAUGUUAGAUUUUGCACUGUAAAAAAGGACAUUCUCCUCUAUGCUAAACACCACAGACACUGUGUAAGAAAAUAUUAAACUUCUUGAAUGAUUACCCACA
This is a messenger RNA of Carassius auratus (goldfish), 1499 nucleotides long. Its product is annotated as calbindin-like. Gene Ontology annotation, cellular component: nucleus; cytosol; dendritic spine. Gene Ontology annotation, molecular function: calcium ion binding. NCBI's taxonomy places the organism in Eukaryota, Metazoa, Chordata, Actinopteri, Cypriniformes, Cyprinidae. The transcript has 10 exons. The record is from RefSeq and is a predicted model, not a curated record. Bases 144 to 893 code for a protein of 249 amino acids. Gene Ontology annotation, biological process: regulation of presynaptic cytosolic calcium ion concentration; regulation of long-term synaptic potentiation.